UCUGCGCGGUGUAGCGUUACCUUAGCGGCCAGCCUGGCUCUGUGCUUGCGCCCAGACCCCCUGCGGCACAGCUCAGCGCCAGGCGACGGGCGACGCCUCGAGGUAAAACCGAGGAGGUGCGGGAGCGGGAGGCGGGCCCUGCGUCGGCCCUGGAGCUCCAGAGAAGCCCAGGCUUUAGGCCGCAGGGGCGGGUGCGAUGGCGCAGGAGCGGGUGAACUGCAACUUUGACUUGACCCCAGAUUGUGAGGCAGCGGCGACUGCAAAACCUACGGUGCCCGCAGUGGAGACCCCCAAAUACGCCGCAGAGUCCCCGGAGGACUACGACAGCAAGUGCGUGUUCUGCCGGAUCGCGAGGCGCCAGGAACCUGGCACCGAACUCCUGUACUGUGAGAAUGAAGACCUAGUUUGUUUCAAAGAUAUCAAACCUGCAGUACCUAAUCAUUAUCUUGUAGUGCCAAAAAAGCAUAUGGGAAACUGCAAAGAGCUAAAGAAAGAUCAAAUAGAACUGGUUGAGGACAUGGUAACUGUUGGAAAGACCAUUCUUGAACGGAAUAAUUUCACUGACUUAACAAAUGUGAGGAUGGGUUUCCAUAUUCCACCAUUCUGUUCCAUUUCCCACCUGCAUCUUCAUGUUCUGGCACCAGUCAGUCAGCUUGGCUUCUUCUCCAGUUUGGUUUAUAGAGUCAAUUCCUAUUGGUUUAUCACAGCUGAACAUUUGAUUGAAAAACUAAGAAGAUGAAAAUGUCAACAGUGGAAGACUUUCCUAAUCUUGGCUCAAUAUUAACUAAUAUUUUGAUCCUUUUGAUGUCUAAUUGCAGUUUAAGGUUUGUUUGGUUGCAUGAGAAGCUAUUAUUGAGUAGUUUUAAAUUUUUUCUGAUUAUAUUUUUCCUGAUAAUCUGUGACAUAGUUACAUGAAUACUUGUCACUGACUUAUAGGGUUUAAUGGUUAUCUGUCUAAAGAUUUUGUAUGUGUGAUGCUACAGAAAAAUCCCAUUUAAAACAAAUCCUGCUUAUCAAGAAAGGUUUUGCAUUUUUUAAAAGGUCAAAAUAUUUUAAUUUUUCAGUAGUCAAUUACAAUAGCAUUUACUUGGGAAGAAUAAACAUCUACAGGAAGUACUUUAUUGGUACCUUUAUUACAGUGAAAGAGAGAAAGAACUUAGCUAUUUCUUGACAGUUCUACAGUUUUGUUUGUUUGUUUUUUGUUUUUGGCUGGGGCUGGGUUUGAACCCACUACCUUCAGCAUAUGGGGCCGGCGCCUUACUCCUUUGAGCCACAGUUGCCAUCCUGACAGUACUACAGUUUUCAUAAAAAUUUUCAAAGGAAUACCAUACUACUCAGUGAUCUGAUCUUACAGAUGAAAAGAAUUAUAUGUGUGUCACUUUUUAUCAAGUUUUAGGUACUGGUUUUUACUUCUUGAAACCUCAUAUUUUUUUUAAUAAAUUGGUCCUGAAUGCUGUAUAAUAUAUAUAACAUAAUGUCUAACAGUGAGUUUAUAAUAACUAUCAAAUAUGCUAUCAGAAGUCACUAAUGGAAUUUUGCCUGUAAUAACAUAAAAGAAAAACCAAGUGGUUCACAGAAACUGCUUUAUAGCAUUUUUUUUUAACCACAGGAAAUUAGAAUUACAAGUGGUUAAAGUUAGCUUUUUUUUCACAAUCAUGAAAAAAAAGCCUUAUUUGAAAGUGAAGAUAGAUGCAGCUUUAGAUGAGAAAAUUAUUUUAAUGACGCAAUGUUAACACUGAUAUUUCAACAUCUGGGAUCAAUAUUGUUUCAUUUGUUCAUUAAUUUAUUCAUUUAGCAAACAUUUAUUGAGCACUUAAUGUGUACCAGAUACUGACGGAUCAGGAAAUGAAGGAUGGAAAUGAAAGAAAUGAAAAUGGAAAAUCUGCCUACAAUUGCUAAUACAGGAGUCAGAUAGAAUUUAGUGUGUUAGGUGCCAUAAUGCUACAGAAGAGAAUGUGGAAGGGAAGCACUUCUGAGAGCCGCUGGCAGUGGGACUGAGAGAUGGAAUGUUAGGUGAGUAGACAGUGACAGGUUAGGCUAAGAAACUCAUUGUACUUUCCUUGAGUUCUACUUAGCCUAUUAUUUACAGUACAAUUGACGUAAAUGUCCAGAUUUCAUCUCAUUCACUGAAGGUGAAGAGAGUGAUUUGGAAAUACGAGUCAUGGGCUUUCAAGCUGUGAUGCCACAGCACUCUAUGGGGGGCCACUCUGUCUCAAAAUAAAUAAAUAAAUAAAUAAAUAAAUAAGUUAUGGGUUUUCAAAAUUAGAUUUGAAGAUUCUCCAGUACUUUGUGACAUAGCUCACUGAGCACUUACAUAGAUUAACAGCUACAAGUUUCUAUGAAUCAGAAAUAUGAUUAACCUUAGAGAAGGACUUUUUAACAGAUGCAACCAUUGAAUGUUUUACUAUGUGAACUUACAGUAACAGAAGUGACAACAUUUUAAAAAUAACAUGUAAAGUAUUUAAGGAAUUCUUAAAUCCCUCAAAGUGUUACCAUUACAAAUCAAAGUAUGAUUGGAGACUGUAACUAUGGGCAACUUUGGAAUCCUAAAUAAAAAAUACAACAUAAGUGUCAGCUGGAUCUUUUGGGCGUUCUGUCUUCAUGGUGGUAUCCACGAGCAAUAUCACUGUAAGUAUGAAACCUUUUUGAGUUUUCAGAAGA
Molecule: messenger RNA, 2661 nt
Organism: Otolemur garnettii (small-eared galago)
Lineage: Eukaryota; Metazoa; Chordata; Mammalia; Primates; Galagidae
Gene: HINT3
Product: histidine triad nucleotide binding protein 3
Exons: 5
Coding region: 197-739 (180 amino acids)
Molecular function (GO): catalytic activity
Source: RefSeq, a predicted model, not a curated record